Molecule: messenger RNA, 4539 nt
Organism: Trichoderma gamsii
Lineage: Eukaryota; Fungi; Ascomycota; Sordariomycetes; Hypocreales; Hypocreaceae
Product: lysophospholipase NTE1
Exons: 3
Coding region: 1-4539 (1512 amino acids)
Biological process (GO): lipid metabolic process
Cellular component (GO): endoplasmic reticulum
Molecular function (GO): phosphatidylcholine lysophospholipase A1 activity
Source: RefSeq, a predicted model, not a curated record
AUGGAGUCGCCUUCAAGCUCGCUCACCAUGAGCCCUGCGGCUAUCGAAGCUGCUCAGCCCUCUUCUGGUUGGCUCGGGCUCAUCGGGUGGCUUCUCUUGAGCAUGAUCAACUUCACCUCUACCGUCCUGUACUUCAUCAUUCGGACGGUAACCAUUACCUUUCCAAGUGUCCUGUACAGUCUCUUCUCUGAGAGUUGGACAGUGACUAUGAAUGCUACUACGCUCAUGCUCAUUGUCGUCGCUAUCGUGUCGGCGGCUAGCUGGGUCGUCAGGUAUCGCAUCUUGAACAUGUACUCAAGGUUGCCUCCCGAACCUCAGCGUAAGGAGCCUGAAAUCGACUUAUUCCCCGAUACCCACGAGGGCGGCAUCAAGUCCGGCCUAGCCAACUACCUUGACGAAUUCCUGAGCGCAAUCAAGAUCUUCGGUUAUCUCGAACGAUCCGUGUUUCAUGAAUUGACUCGAAGCAUGCAGACUAGAAAGCUUAUUGCCGGAGAAACAAUGAAUCUGGAAGAGGAAAAAGGCUUCUGCAUUGUUGUUGAUGGUCAAGUUGAGAUUUUUGUGAAGUCGGGAAGAAACCCUCGAGCACCUGCCAGGAGCGGGUCUCAAGAUGACCUCUUGAACUCUUCCGACGAUGAAGAUACUCUGCCAGGCCAGCAAAGGUAUCAGCUUUUGACUGAGGUUCGCAAUGGAGCGCCGAUGUCAUCCCUUUUUUCCAUCAUGUCCUUGUUCACAGAGGAUGUGAGAUUGACAACACAUGACGAGGAGUCUCCUCUUGGAGCGAGUGGUAGUCGGCAUCCCAGGAGACCAAAUCCUCUGAAAGAGUCUGCCCGACAGCGUUCUCAUGGCCCAACGUCGAUGCCUAGUACUCCUCAUCUUGAUCCCAACGUGGACCGUCCAGGAGUCAGAUACGAGGAUGGCAGUCUAUUACCAGGUGGAGAAAGCGCCUCAAAGAUCCCACCCAUAUCGUUAGAGCCUCCCGUUACUUUUCCGCCCAGUAAAGAACGGCCAGGCUCUCUCAAAAGGCUAAUGUCGAGCUCGGCACAUCCCGACAUUAUAGCCAGAGCCACGGUUGAUACGACUAUUGCAAUCAUUCCUGCAAGUGCCUUCAGGAGGCUGAUCAAGAUAUACCCCAAAGCGACGGCGCAUAUCGUUCACGUAAUUCUCUCCCGAUUCCAAAGGGUGACACUUGCACAGGCGUUCAACUAUCUUGGCCUGACUGCUGAAGUGUUGCAAACCGAGAAGGACAUGGUCAAAUUCACCACUUGCCAGCUCCCUAAUAUACUUCGUGGAGAUGCACUCAAUAGACUAAAAGAGAAAUUUAGUGUUGAGCGAGAGCGUAUCGGUGAAGACCAAGGGACAAAGGGGAUUGCGCUGCACAACUCCGCAGCUACCAGGCGUCGAAGGUCGAGUGCGGCUAUAAGAACAGAGAUUGUUAUGCAGGCUAUCGCCAAAAACCGAUCUGCGUCAUCUACACUCAAUGGUACAGCUCCUGCGCGCGAUCCACGAUCAGUUCGCGGCUUUAACAACCCUGGAGAUCUGCUGGCAGGUGCACAGCUCACUCGGGCACUGAACAGAGUCCCAAACCCAGCAAAUCCUCUACGGUCGCCAACGCAUAUGGGUGCAGAGGAAAGCGCCGUCUUCAGUCCGCUGACUCAGAAGACGUUUAAUCCGUUUGAUUCUGAAAGACAUGCUCGCAUCUCAAUGGAUCGUGAUUCGGUCGAUGAAGACAAUCUGUUCAGAGCAUCAAUUCUUGAAUGCGUUUUUAAAUCCCUCGGCCUGGACGCUGGUGGGACUUCUUCUCGUGAUGUCGACUCUAUAUCUAUAGAAGGAUCUCCGAGAUUGAUUUCCAUGGAUCAACGACGUGCCAAGACCAUGUUCACGAACAACGCGUUUGGCUUCAUCGGGCCAUACGAUGGAUCUAUGGAUGGAGAAACUGAAUCUCUGGCUUCGAAUGGACUGGCCAGCCAUAUUGCGCCAAAUGCGCAUGCAUUGGCUCAUGACAUGAUGGAUGAAGUCGAAAUUGUCUUUUUCCCCAAGGGAUCGGUGCUCAUCGAGCAAGGAGAGCGGAGUCCCGGUCUAUACUACGUCGUUGAUGGGUUUUUAGACAUUGGGACCACCAUAACUGAGGGUCCUCAAAAUAUUUUCCAGAAAUCGGGUCUGGCCUCUUUCAGCUCAGAGUCGCUUCAUUCGGAUCAUUUGUUUGAAAGCUCUUCUUCCAAGAGGUCUAAUGGCGAUACGCCCUUGUCUUCAUCUCGAGGCCAGACUCGCCGCCGAAGCGUUGCUCUUGUCAAGCCUGGAGGCAUAGCCGGUUACAUUGGCAGCGUCUCUUCUUACAGGUCGUUUAUUGAUGUAGUAGCCAAGACGGAUGUAUAUGUUGGAUUUCUUCCUCGAGCUUCCCUGGAAAGAAUAGUGGACAAAUACCCUAUUAUUCUCUUGACAAUGGCCAAGAGGCUUACCCACAUCUUGCCUCGUCUAAUUCUGCACAUUGAUUUUGCUCUUGAAUGGGUUCAAGUCAACGCUGGCCAGGUAAUAUUCCAUGACAGCGAUGAGAGCGAUGCUAUAUAUAUUGUGCUUAAUGGUCGUCUUCGCUUGGUUGAAGAUAGGCAGGAUGGCGGAGUAUCGGCGCGAGCUGAAUUUGGACAAGGUGAGAGUAUUGGUGAGCUUGAGGUUCUUACUGAGACUGCACGCUCUGGAACUUUGCAUGCCAUUCGGGACACGGAGCUUGUCAAGUUUCCUCGCACCCUUUUCAACAGUCUCGCCCAAGAGCAUCCCAACAUUACCAUCAAGAUAUCAAAAAUCAUUGCCUCCAGAAUGAGGGCGGCGGUGGAUGAUUCGACCAAAUACAUCGGAAAGGAAGCAGGCUCGGGUGCCGUGAACAACCAGCGAAAGUCCACGUUAAAUCUUCGGACUGUGGCUAUUCUGCCAGUUACCUCGGGCGUUCCUGUUAUCGAGUUUGGGCACCGCCUUAUGAAUGCGCUUUCCCAGGUCGGACCUCAGAAUGGCGCAACUUCGUUGAACCAGUCUGCUAUCCUGAAUCAUCUUGGCAAGCAUGCGUUCAAUAAGAUGGGCAAACUCAAGCUAUCACAAUACCUCGCCGACUUGGAAGAGAAGUAUGGGUUGGUGGUGUAUGUGGCAGCUGUAUUGCACCACAAGCUAACAUGGAUGAUUGUCAAAGACACUAGCGUCAACUCGCCAUGGACACAAACUUGCAUUACUCAAGCCGAUAGCAUUCUACUAGUUGGCCUGGCAGAAGGCUCGCCGGCAAUUGGAGAGUACGAACGCUUCAUGUUGGGAAUGAAGUCAACAGCGCGAAAGACUCUGGUUCUGCUCCACACUGAACGAUUUUCGCGCCCUGGACUUACACGGUCGUGGCUGAGGAAUCGCAUGUGGAUUAACGGUGGUCAUUACCACAUCCAAAUGGCAUUCAGAACGGACGCCAUGCCUGUCCACCCUCCGUCGAAGAAGCUUGGACAAGCUCUCAAAGAAAGAGUUCAGGUUUUGCAAGCUGAGAUCCAAAAGUACACAUCAAGAAAUGUGCACCACACCCAGUAUUACUCGCCUGACACCCCAUUCAAGGGAGACUUUCACCGCCUGGCCCGCCGACUUUGCGGAAAAUCCAUUGGGCUCGUUCUGGGCGGUGGUGGUGCACGAGGUAUCAGUCAGAUUGGUAUCAUCAGGGCGAUGGAAGAAGCUGGCAUUCCCAUUGAUAUCGUCGGCGGCACAUCCAUCGGAUCAUUUGUCGGAGCCCUGUAUGCGCGCCAUGCAGACGUUGUCCCCAUGUUUGGGUUUGCAAAGAAAUUUGCUGGUCGCAUGGCCAGUCUCUGGCGCUUUGCUCUAGAUUUGACAUAUCCUUCUGCUUCAUACACAACGGGGCAUGAGUUCAAUCGAGGCAUUUUCAAGACUUUUGGAAAUACGCAGAUCGAAGACUUUUGGCUCGAAUACUACUGCAACACCACCAACAUCAGUAAGAGCCGAGCAGAAUUUCAUACCAGUGGAUAUGCGUGGCGAUACAUUCGCGCUUCAAUGUCGCUAGCCGGCUUGUUGCCACCGCUGUGUGACGAAGGCAGCAUGCUGUUGGACGGUGGCUACGUGGACAACUUGACGGUAUCACAUAUGAAAGACUUGGGAGUUGACAUGAUCUUUGCGAUUGAUGUUGGAGCGCUUGACGAUGACACACCACAGACAUAUGGAGAUUCAUUGUCCGGUAUGUGGGCGUUUUUCAAUCGAUGGAACCCAUUUUCAGCGCAUCCCAACCCACCAACGCUCGCAGAGAUUCAAGGCAGGCUUGCAUAUGUCUCGAGUGUAGAUGCUUUAGAGCGAGCAAAGACCAUGCCAGGGUGCAUCUACAUGCGGCCGCCUGUCGAUGCCUACGGAACACUAGACUUUGGCAAGUUUGACGAGAUUUACAAGAUGGGCUAUAACUUUGGUCGAGAGUUUUUCCAACAGCUCAAAGACGAGAACAAGUUGCCCUUGAUGGAAGAGACUGAGGCGAAGAAGGCUCUGCGGAGAACUACAGCGCCUCGACGAGCCAGCAUCUAG